Molecule: messenger RNA, 2802 nt
Organism: Pseudophryne corroboree (corroboree frog)
Lineage: Eukaryota; Metazoa; Chordata; Amphibia; Anura; Myobatrachidae
Gene: ATG7
Product: autophagy related 7
Exons: 19
Coding region: 250-2370 (706 amino acids)
Biological process (GO): piecemeal microautophagy of the nucleus; protein modification by small protein conjugation; autophagosome assembly
Cellular component (GO): phagophore assembly site; cytoplasm
Molecular function (GO): Atg12 activating enzyme activity; Atg8 activating enzyme activity
Source: RefSeq, a predicted model, not a curated record
ACUGCACGGCCCAUGCUGUUCCAGCCUCAACACAAAGUAAUAUAUCACAUUGUUAAUAGAUUUGUCCCAGCCGGGCUUCCGUCGUCAGAUGACAGCUGUGGGCAAUGUGCUUCAAGUAAACCAGGAAGUAGUACAGUGCCCAGGCUGCAGAGAGAGAGGAGUCAGAGGAACACAGCAGCAGUGAACAGUAAUCUGCUAUGAGGCUGAGCCUGUGAGUGUUCUUAUAUACUGUAAUCUCUGAAACCACUAAUGGCAUCCGAGGAUAAAAACCUGGCUGAGCAGUCAGCGCCUGGCCACCUCAAGCUCCAGUUUGUACCUCUCUGUAGUGCAUUAGAUGCUGGCUUCUGGCAUGAACUCACUCAGAAGAAGCUCAAUGAGUACCGCCUAGAUGAAACGGCGAAGGUCAUAAAGGGUUACUAUUAUAAUGGCGAUCCUCCUGGUCUUCCGUCACGCCUCACUCUAGAGUUCAGUGCCUUUGACAGGAAUGGUCCAACCCCAGCACGCUGUUGUCCAGCUUUUGGCUCCCUAUACAACACAAACACUCUGGAUUCCUUCAAGUCAUGUGAUAAGAAAGCACUGUUGGAUCAGGCAGCCAAUGAGAUUUGGGAUGCAAUAAAAUCUGGAGCUGCUCUUGAGGACCCAGUGCUGUUGAAUAAAUUCCUCCUGGUGACAUUUGCAGAUUUAAAGAAGUAUUGGUUCUAUUACUGGUUUUGCUUCCCCGCGUUGAGCCUUAAUGGGAUAGAAUUGAUAAAGCAGCCUGUAUCCAUUGGUGAAAAGUUCUCCGAAUCCCAGGUGCUAAAUUUUCAGAGAGCCUAUGAUGAUCUUUGCCAAAAUGAAGGUGCCUCCCCACAACCGUACUUCUUAAUCCGGUACACAGAAAAUGAUUUUGCUAUGUCUCCGCUGCGGAAAUUCCACCAACUCUAUAAAGACGGGGACAAGGUAACACUUGGAGUGUAUGACCCAUGCACUUUACCAGAAUACCCUGGGUGGCCCUUGAGGAAUGUGCUGGUGCUGGCUGCUUUCCACUGGGGCAGCCAGGUACAGUCCAUUGAAGUCAUCUGCCUCAGAGACCGAACUCUGCAGGGUGAAAGGAACAUUAAGCACAGUAUCAGCUUUGAAAUAAACCUUCCCCAAGUGACGCAGAGCCAAGAUUGCCCAAAAGCUGUCGGCUGGGAGAAAAACCAAAGAGGUGGUAUGGGUCCCAGAAUGGUAAAUCUCAGUGAGUGUAUGGACCCCAAGAGGUUGGCAGAAUCGUCUGUUGAUCUUAACCUAAAACUGAUGCGUUGGCGUUUAGUGCCCACCCUGGAUUUGGAGAAAGUGAUCUCUGCUAAGUGCUUGCUGCUUGGAGCAGGCACUCUUGGGUGUAACGUGGCUAGGACAUUAAUGGGAUGGGGCGUUAGACACAUAACGUUUGUGGACAAUGCCAAAAUCUCGUACUCUAACCCAGUUCGGCAGCCUCUGUAUGAGUUUGAAGACUGUCUUGGAGGUGGAAAAUCAAAGGCUUUGGCAGCAGCGGAGAAACUUCAGAAGAUAUUCCCUGGAGUGAUCACUAAAGGCUAUAACAUGAGUAUUCCAAUGCCGGGCCAUCCUGUGAAUUUCUCAGAGGAGACAAUGACUCAGGCCUGUAAAGAAGUGGAGAAACUGGAGGGUCUCAUUGCAGAACACGAUGUGGUGUUUCUACUAAUGGACACUCGGGAAAGUCGCUGGCUCCCUACUGUCAUUGCCGCGAGUCAGAAGAAGUUAGUCAUCAACGCUGCUCUGGGGUUUGACACCUUUGUGGUAAUGCGACAUGGGCUGAAGAAAGGAAAGCAGGAGGGGGCCGCUGAAUCACACUCGGACGUUGCUGGCUCGUCCGAUCUCUUGGGCUCUUCUCUGUUCUCUAACAUCCCUGGAUAUAAGCUUGGCUGCUAUUUCUGUAAUGAUGUGGUGGCACCGGGGGAUUCCACUAGAGACCGUACACUGGAUCAGCAGUGCACUGUAAGCCGGCCGGGGUUAUCCAUGAUUGCUGGAGCUUUGGCAGUGGAGCUCAUGGUGUCCGUCAUACAGCAUCCUGAAGGAGGUUACGCUGUGGCCAGCAGCAGUGAUGAUAGAAUGAAUGAGCCCCCAACUUCCCUGGGACUAGUUCCGCAUCAGAUUCGAGGUUUUUUGUCAAGAUUUGAUAAUGUUUUACCAGUCAGCCUCGCAUUUGACAAGUGCACAGCUUGUUCUCCAAAGGUGAUUGAUCAGUACGAGAAAGAUGGCUUCCAAUUCUUGGCCAAUGUUUUUAACUCUUCACACUCCUUUCUGGAAGAUUUGACGGGUUUAACUUUACUGCAUCAAGAGACACAAGCGGCAGAGAUCUGGGACAUGAGUGACGAUGAAGUGAUCUAAAUGCAGAGAUCCCAGGUUCCGACUGGGUUACAUUGGCGUCCUUCUUUCCCGUCUGCAAACAUGCUUUUUUUUAAUCUCUCCAUUUAAUCUCAUAUCAUGAUCUUCUUUUGAACAGGACUCUACAUUUUUAUUACUGUAGACUGAAUCACUAAAUUUACUUUUAUAUGAGUUUCUCUAAUGUUUCUUCCCAGAUACCAUCUAUGUAAAGAUCAAAAGCGGUCUUUUUGUUUGAUCAUCUCCCUGUAAAUAUAUUCUUGCUGAAGUAAAACAGAUAAAUUCCAGAGCACCUACAGUAUAUGAGAUAUACAUAUCUACAAACACAGGCAGAUAUGGUAAUAUAUAUGCGAAAGAAGUAUGAACAUACAGUAUGCACUGUUAUGCAUGGACAUAUGUACCAAAGUGCCCCUUUAGUAAUAAAAUUAAUCAGUACUU